Messenger RNA from Oikopleura dioica, 819 nucleotides. The record is from the annotation of a GenBank genome assembly. Lineage: Eukaryota; Metazoa; Chordata; Appendicularia; Copelata; Oikopleuridae.
AUGCGAAUCGUCUUUGUCGAUGACGAGCAGCCUGCUGGCAACAAUCCGCCGACGAUGCCGCGAAGAGGCGUCAAUGUGCUGGCGCAACACAGUGAUUCCGGCAUAGAAGAAGGACCAGCCUACUCUUCUGCUCGAUCUACGCCAUUCCGAGCUGAGCGGAACGAGGAGAACUAUCCACGACGAGAUCGGAACAAUAAUAACCACCGCCCCGAAUAUGCUCAUCGCGCCAAGUAUGAAGGCGAAAGAUAUGCUCACCGCGAGAAAUACUUGCUGGAAGUUGAUGAGUACUAUCACGAUCGGUGCUUCCCCGGACGCCAAGAUCAUUUUGACGAAGAGAAAGAUCUCAAUGAUGUGGCAGAAAUGGCUGAUGAAAGUCCGAUCGUUGGCUUUUACAACCAAGGAACCAACAGAACAGAUUUUCUUGGGCUGAAGUAUCGGCACUAUUUCAGCUUUGAUACUCAGAACGGACACGAAUGUAUUGGUAGCUGGAUGACAGCAGAUGGACAUCUUUUCCUCAAAACGGACAAGAAUGGCCUUGGCAAAAAUGCACAACCCGGAGAUGAUCCUCCAGAAAACUUUGAGUAUCGAAAGAAAGGACUCCAACCCGAUCUUGUUGGAAAUCCAAAUUACACGCCUCUGAACUCGCGAUACCCGAAGAGAUUCAAGUCACGCAAACCCAAUGAAGGAAACCGUGGCUUUAACCGUGGAACACGAGCGCCCAAUGUCGGUGGCGCGCGGCGCGGAAAUACUUACUUCUUCAAAGGAUCCACCAGCGGCAAGCGCGGAAAACGAUGGGGCUUUGGAUAUCGUCCCUAUUAG